This is a messenger RNA of Sinocyclocheilus grahami, 6137 nucleotides long. Its product is annotated as protein diaphanous homolog 1-like. Gene Ontology annotation, molecular function: small GTPase binding; actin binding. The record is from RefSeq and is a predicted model, not a curated record. The coding region runs from base 442 to 4146 and encodes 1234 amino acids. The transcript has 28 exons. Lineage: Eukaryota; Metazoa; Chordata; Actinopteri; Cypriniformes; Cyprinidae. Gene Ontology annotation, biological process: actin filament polymerization; actin cytoskeleton organization. Gene Ontology annotation, cellular component: actin filament.
CAGGAAGAGAGAAAGAGAGAAAGCGGAAAACUUCAGCUGGUGUCCUCAUGGCUGUUCAGACGAUCUGAUGACUUUACCAUGAAGCGUCAGGACUUUAAAUCAGUGAUCAAAGGAAUUCAUGACAGCUCUAUAGAUUGACAGCGUAGAUCGAUAGGUUUAGAGACUUAACGCGACGUUUGUUUAUUCGCCAUCGAGACAAAUUCGCGCAGAAACUUGUGCGCGGAGAUCAGCGCGGGCGCGUAUCGAGUCUCGAAAGGUCCGAAACCAGCACACGUCCGUGAAACCGGGCCUCAGGGUUCAAACUUCCCUCCUUUUCCUUUGUGCCGGAGGACGAACACAGGCCGGCGGCGCAGCAGCACCACCAGGCCGCGGGUAAAGACGCCCUCAGCGGGCGUGUGAGGAUCCACAUCUGAGGAAUAUAAGUGAUUUUACAGCACAAAAAUGGAUCCAAACUCAGCAUCUGCUGGUGCUCCCAAAAGUGGGAAAGACAAGGAGAAGAAAAGCAAGAAGAACUACGACGAAGGAGACGGAAAGAAGAAGUUUACUCUCAAACGGCUGAUUCCUGACGAGCUGGAGCGCUUCACCAGCAUGCGGACGAAGAAGGAGAAGGGAGGCACGAUGGGAAACAGACACUCGUCAGCCGCCCAGUAUGAAGUGCCGUCCCAGAGUGCCUCGCUGAACGAGCUGUCAGACGAGUCUGUGCUGGAGCUGUUUGAGCAGAUGCUGGUGGAUAUGAACCUGAAUGAGGAGAAGCAGCAGCCGCUGAGGAAGAAGGAUAUCAUCAUCAAGAGAGAGAUGGUGUCUCAGUACCUGCACACCUCCAAGGCUGGUAAGAGUCAGAAGGAGAGCUCGAAGUCAGCGUUGGUGUAUAUCCAGGAACUGAAGACCGAUCUGAGAGACACACAGUUACUGAGCUGCCUGGAGUCACUGCGUGUGUCAUUGAACAACAACCCCGUCAGUUGGGUCCAGACAUUUGGAGCCGAGGGUUUGGCUUUGCUUCUGACGUUCCUGAGGAAACUCCAAGACGAGAGAGACGAACCUUUGAAUGCUGGGAUUGGUGUUAAAUGUCAACAUGAGAUCAUUCGAUGUCUCAAAGCCUUCAUGAACAACAAGCACGGUCUUAAUGCCAUGCUGACGUCAGAAGACGGAAUCCCUCUCCUGGUCCGAUCCAUCAAUCCAAAAGUCCCGCACAUGAUGGUGGAUGUAGUCAAACUGCUGUCCGCUAUCUGUAUCCUCGAGCGUCCAGGAAACACGCACGAGCGAGUUCUGGAGUGCAUCACUGAACAGGCUGAAGAGCAGGAGAUUGAGAGGUUCCAGCCGCUGCUGUCCGGCAUGCAUAAAAACUCCAUCACGCUCAAGGCCGGCUGUAUGCAGCUGAUCAACGCUCUCAUCAGUCGAGUGGAGGAGCUGGACUUCAGGAUCCACCUCAGAUCAGAGCUCAUGAGACUGGGUCUCAGAGACCAGCUGAAGGAGGUGAGAUCGAUUGAGAACGAGGAGCUCAAGGUUCAGUUGCAGGUGUUUGAAGAGCAGGCUGAUGAAGACUCUGAAGAUCUUCGCUCACGGUUGGACGAUGUCCGUCUUGAGAUGGAUGAUAUGACUGAAGUCUUCCAGAUCUUGAUGAACACAGUGAAGGACUCUAAAGCUGAACCUCUCUUCCUGUCUGUGCUGCAGCACCUGCUACUGGUGCGAAACGACUACAUGUCCAGGCCUCAGUACUAUAAACUCAUUGAUGAGUGUACGGCUCAGAUCGUUCUGCACAGGAACGGCUGUGAUCCAGACUUCAAAUGCAGGAAGUUUGACCUGGACGUGGACCAUCUGAUUGAUAACAUGGUUGAUAAGACCAAAGUGGAAAUCAGUGAAGCUAAGGCCACAGAGCUGGAAAAGAAGCUGGACGCAGAGUUGACGGCCCGUCACGAGCUGCAGGUGGAGCUGAAGAAGUUGGAGGCCGAUUACGAGCAGAAGGUUCUGGAGCUGAGCACUGAAAAAGCGAACCUUGGGCAAGAGAAGAAUGACCAGGAGAAAGAGAACCAGGGCCUGCAGUCAGAGAUCAGCCAACUGAAAGAGAAGAUUGAGAAGCUCUCAAAAGAUCUCAAAGAAGCCAAAGCGAAGGUCAUCACCGUGCAUGUGCCUGUGGCUCCGCCCCCCAGCCAAUCAGCUUCCACUGUGCCGCCUCCACCUCGUCCUGGUGGAGUUUGCAUCCCACCUCCUCCUCCACCAGGACAAACGGCCAUGCCCCCACCGCCGCCACCUCCUCCUCUGCCCGGAGCACCUAGUCUGCCUCCGCCCCCUCCGCCGCCUCCUUUACCCGGAGCACCUGGUAUGCCGGCGCCCCCUCCGCCUCCACCUCUUCCUGGGGCAGCCAGUGUGCCGCUGCCCCCGCCUCCUCCGCCUUUACCGGGCGCACCUGGAAUGCCGCCUCCUCCUCCUCCUUUACCUGGAGCACCUGGUAUGCCACCACCUCCACCUCCUCCACCCGGAAUGGCCGGUAUGCCUCCUCCACCUCCUCCGAUGGGCGGUCCUGGGAUGCCUCCGCCCCCUCCGGGCGGGUUUGGUGGAUGGGCACCUCCUGUUCCUCAGCUGCCCUUCGGCCUCCAGCCUAAGAAAGACUACAAACCUGAGGUGCAGCUGAAGAGAGCCAAUUGGAGCAAGAUCGCAGCAGAGGAUUUGUCUGAAGGCAGUUUCUGGUUGAAGGCGAAGGAGGAGCGCUUUGAGAACAAGGAGCUGUUUGCCAAACUCACCCUGACCUUCUCCACCCAGACCAAGACCUCUAAAGGUAAGAAGGAUCAAGAGGCAUCUGAGGAUAAGAAAAACGCUCAAAAGAAGAAGGUGAAGGAGCUGAAGGUACUCGACUCUAAAACAUCCCAGAAUCUCUCUAUAUUCUUGGGUUCAAACAGGAUGCCUUAUGAAGAGAUGAAGAAUGUCAUCCUGGAGGUCAGCGAGAAAGUUCUCACUGAAAACAUGGUGCAGAGUUUGCUGAAGCUGCUGCCAGAGCAGGAACAACUGAACUCAUUAUUAGAGAUGAAAGAUGAGUACGAGGAGCUGGCCGAGUCUGAACAGUUCGGAGUUGUGAUUAGUUCAGUGAAGCGUCUGAAGCCCCGUCUGAGCUCUAUCCUCUUCAAGCUUCAGUUUGAUGAGCAGGUGAAUAACAUCAAGCCGGACCUAGUGGCAGUGAAGGCCGCCUGCGAGGAGCUUCAGAAGAGCGAGAGCUUCGCCAAAAUGCUGGAGAUCACGCUGCUGCUGGGAAACUUCAUGAACGCAGGAUCGCGCAAUGCCAAAGCUUUCGGCUUCAGCAUCAGUUACCUGUGCAAGUUGAGAGACACUAAAUCAGCCGAUCAGAAACAGACUCUAUUGCACUUCCUGGCGGAAAUGUGUCAAGAACAGUAUCCUGAGGUCAUGAACUUCUCAGAGGAGCUCACCCACGUGGAGAAAGCCAGCAAAGUGCCGGCAGAGACGCUUCAGAAGAAUCUAGAUCAGAUGGGAAAGCAGAUUAAAGACCUGGAGAAAGACAUUGAGACGUUCCCCCCUCCGCAGAGCGACAGAGACAAAUUCGUAGAGAAAAUGACCAGUUUUGUAGUGACGGCUCAGGAGCAAUUCGUGAAGCUCAAGCUGAUGCAUGAGAACAUGGAGAAGCAGUAUGAGGAUUUGGGCAAAUACUUUGUGUUCGACCCCAAGAAAAUGAGUCCAGAAGAGUUCUUCGGUGACCUCAACAACUUCAGGAACAUGUUCCAGCAAGCGGCGAAAGAGAACCAGAAGCGGAAAGAAUCAGAGGAGAAGAUUCGUCGAGCCAAACUGGCACGAGAGAAAGCAGAAAAAGAGAAGGAGGAGAAACAGAAGAGAAUGAACGCUGGACAGAUUCCCAACAUCAAUGAUGAUGAUGAGACUGGUAUCAUGGAUGGUUUGUUGGAGGCACUACAGUCUGGAGCUGCUUUCAAGAGGAAGAGAGGACCACGACAAGCAGCCAACAAUCGGAGAGGAGCCGGUCACGCCGUGACAAACAUUCUCGCCAAAGAGCUUCUUCAAGAGAGCGCCCCGCCCAGUGCCACGAAAAAGACCCGAUUGGAAGCAGAAGACAGGAAGGAGUCGUCUCAGGAGGACACGGGCUCGCUAGAGGACCUCUUAGAUGAUGCUCCGUUACGCUCAAAUUAAGGACUUCCUCUGCUGAUCCUGCCGGUUAAAAGACAGACUGUGCUUGGGGACCAAGUCUGCGAGGGCGGAGCUCUCGCUAAACCACACCCCUGGAGUAAACCCACACGGCUUCCUAUUGGCCGUCACACUGGAGGAGUGGCCUCAUCUCAGCACUGUCACACUCGUUUUGUCAUUUUCUAGCACUCUUUCUCUAAACACAAGGUUUCAUCUGUCCGUUAUCUCUAUCGACUGCUUUUGCAAGAUUCCAAAGAUUUGUAUAGAGAUUUCGUUUUGUUCCAUUCCAAAUUCAGCUGAACGUCCUCUUCUGGUUCCUUCUGAAAUCAAACAUCUGUUCUGCUUUAACGUUUAGCUUUUUUGUUUUGUUUUUGACUUUUAAACACAUCAAGUGGCUGAAAGUUUGAAAUAGGUUACAUUAUUAUAUUCGAAACGCAACGUGCCAAUAAUGUUGACCCCUCAAUUAGUGUGUGCUUGAGGUGUUCUCACUGAGGUUCUGUAGCCAUCACAAAAGAGGUGUGGUACCUGUUCCCAAGAUUGUUUCUCUCUUCCUGUGCUCUUCUGUUUCUGGGUACGUCAUUCUGUUAUUUUAAGUGAAUGAUGUUGUUUAAAUCUCAAAAAUACUUGUAAUUUUCACUAGCUACAAUCAUUGAGCCUCAUUCAUUCAAGUCAUUCAUAAGCCAUUCUUGUAUAAAUCAUUGCAUGGAAUUAAAUGUGACAAUUUAUGCAAAAAUGGUUUUGGAUAGAAUUGAUAACAUUUUCGCAAUUCACAGUGGUUUUAUGAAUAAUUUGUGUGUGGGUUGCUUCACUCUUAUUUUUCAUAGAAUCUGUUUUAUGAACAGCAGUGGUCAGUUUUGUCUUUCCAGAAAUGUCCGUCGUGUUUGUGAAGUGCUGUAGUUGAUAUACUGUUUUCUGCACACUGAAGAUCCAAACUGCUGAUACGUACACCACACAAUGUUCGGUGGCGUUUCGCCAUUGCAAAAUAAAUCAUUUUUAAUUUACUGUUAGACAGUGAGUAAAAAGUCACUGUGAACUGUGAAAUAUCUAUUUUGAGGGCAAAAGUAACAUUGACAACUCCUUUGGCAUUUAUUUCUCAAUGAUAAACGGUUUGAUCAAGCCAAAUCCGAAGGACUGUAGCAGAGCACUUCUAUCGUUGGUGCCGAAAUGUCUGUUAAAAGCUGCACAUAGACUUAUUCAACUUUAGUAUUUUUCAUUGCAGUCUUAAAAAGACGGUGAGCAAACGUCCCUGUCUUUUAUGUAGACUGAUCACCAGCAGAUACUGUUUAACCAGUCGACUGUUAAGAUCGUUCUUGAGUCAUAAACUCAGUUUGUGUCAGUGACACCAAGAAAUAUGAAAUAAACCUCAGAGUUUCAGCUUUGCAAUAUGACUUACCUGAAUGUUGAAGUUGGCUGAAUGUUUGAGGGUAGAGAUCACUGUUUAAAGCCAUAGCUCGGACUGUAUUUGUCAAGAAAUCCUGAGAAAUUGUCUUCCGGAUUAAACUAUAUUAAAAUAUAUAUGCAUUUAUGUAAUGUUUGUAAAACGAUGUCAAUGUUUUUGGCAGUGAUCAGGUCUCUAAAGUCUGCCUAGAAACCAGCAAAUUUGAAAGAGUUUUUUUCUGGAGUUUUUGAAGCCAAAUUUCCAAUUUUUGACUUUUUAAUUUUUUAUUUUUGUGGACUGCAAUUUUGGAGAACUGCGAGCCAACAGAUUCUGCUUCAAUGCCGAUUGAUCGCACAGAUGGUUGUGAAAGUCAACAUUUUCACUUUUUUUGGAAAAGCUGGAAAAAGAUCACUGGAAAAACAAAGAGACUGUGUUUUCUUUCUCUUUUUUUUUUUUACAGUUUUUCCUCAUCAAUUUUUAUUCUUGAUUGUUUUAUUGUAAUAAUAUAGCGAUUGUAUUGGUGAGAUCCAUUUGGUCAAAUUGUGUAUAUUGCGUUUUGACCGGAGAGAUUUUUAUUCUGGUUAUCUCUGAAACCACACCAUUAAAAUAUCAUCUUUAA